AAUCGCAAUAUAAUGGUGUUUUCUUUCUGCAAAAAAAGUAGUGUUCCUAAUUGGUAACAAACUACUAGCUUAAGCUACUACUAUCACUCUCAGUAGGUCGGGGAUUGCUAGCCAGCUAACGUUAGGCUAGCUAGCUAUCAAACCUAGUCUGCAACAAACAACAAUGGUGAAGGAAACCGGCUUUUAUGAAAUGUUGGGUGUUAAGCCCAAUGCCACUCCAGAUGAGCUGAAAAAGGCUUAUCGUAAGCUGGCCUUGAAGUACCACCCUGACAAGAACCCUACGGAGGGGGAGAAAUUUAAGCAGAUCUCUCAGGCAUAUGAAGUGCUAUCGGACUCCCAGAAGAGAGAGGUGUACGACCGGGGUGGGGAGAAAGCCAUAAAAGGAGGGGGCAGUGGCGGGGGUUUUGGAUCCCCCAUGGACAUCUUUGACAUGUUCUUUGGAGGAGGUGGCCGAAUGCACCGGGAGAGGAGAGGAAAGAAUGUUGUUCAUCAGCUCACUGUCUCUUUGGAAGACCUCUUCAAUGGCGCCACGAGGAAACUUGCUGUCCAGAAGAAUGUUAUUUGCGAGCGAUGUGAAGGUCGCGGGGGAAGGAAGGGCGCGGUGGAGAUGUGCAUGUCCUGUCGGGGCACGGGCAUUCAGGUGCGCCUCCACCAGCUGGGCCCGGGCAUGGUGCAGCAGGUGUCCACUGUGUGUGGGGGCUGCCAGGGCCAGCGCAUCAGCCACAAGGACCGCUGCAAGGCCUGCAGUGGACGCAAGAUCCUGCGGCAGAAGAAGAUCCUGGAGGUCCACAUUGAUAAAGGUAUGAAGGAUGGACAGAAGCUAGUUUUCCAUGGGGAGGGAGAUCAGGAGCCAGAACUAGAGCCUGGUGACAUCAUCAUUGUCCUGGAUCAGAGAGUCCAUCCUGUCUUCACCAGGCAAGGGGAAAAUCUGACCAUGACUAUGGAGCUGCAGCUGGUGGAGGCCCUGUGUGGUUUCCAGAAGCCUGUUCAAACUCUGGACAACCGAAGCCUCCUCAUCACCUGCCACCCAGGGGAAUUGAUCAAACCUGGCGACAAGAAGUGUGUCCUGAAUGAGGGGAUGCCCAUACACCGCCGGCCGUUUGAAAAGGGACGCCUCAUUAUCCUCUUUUCGGUGGUAUUCCCCACAGCCAACUUCCUCCCCAAGCACAAGCUGAAGGAGCUAGAGCACUACCUUCCUUCCAAGAGUGAGGCGGAGCAGCCCGAGAGUAUGGACGACGACCUCUACAUCUACGCCGACCUGGAAGACUGUGACCCGGCCAGAGUAAGACGCAGUCAAUACCACUACAUGGUGGAGGAUGACUACCCGUCUGCUGGUGGGGUCCAGUGCCAGACCUCAUAAGACCCCCUCACCUCACUCCAACCUCUAACCCCAGGCCCCUCCGGAAACGUGCACAAUCUGCAUCUUUAAUUUUUUAUUCUCUUAACUUACAAUGCUAACUGUGGUGCUGAAGCGGUCCUUUGGGCCCGAUACCUGGAUCUACGUUCCAAUGCGACUUGGCUGCCUUUUAGUUGGAUCGUGUGCCUGAGUGGAUGAAAUACAAUUCUGGUUAAAUCCCUUAGAUUGAGAUUUUGGAAGCGCUAUGGAUGCUGUCACUGACUUUUUUUUAAAGUGUUUGUAUAUUAGCAGGUUUUGAACACCCGCUGUCUUGGCUUUUUUUUGCUUCCAAAGGUCACGAAAUAAGAUAGUUUGAAGCUAUAAUUCAUGUUGCCUAAUUGAAUCCUCGCAGUGAAGAACCAUAUAGGCCUUUGUGCAUAUUGGUCCAUUUUAGAAUAAUGAAAUGUUUUUGUAUUCUACAUUAGCAUAGUUGAAAGAUACUUGCCAAAUAUUACACUAUUUUGUUUAUAUUCAUUUUUAAUAAUGAUGUAAUGAUGCAUGUUCAUCUCCAUUUCAUAAAAUGCACAUUGGCCUUGUGGUUCUUCAUCUGAAUCAUCCUAUCUUCUGUAGUAUGGCAUACUUCUUUAUGUUCAACUGACGAUGGAAAAAGUUAUUUACCCCAUUUGUACGAUCUAGAGUUUUCUAAUCGGUUUAAUUCUACCACUCUUCAUGGGAAUUAGUCAAACUGUAAAUAAACUUUCAAUAGGCCUCAA
Molecule: messenger RNA, 2109 nt
Organism: Oncorhynchus nerka (sockeye salmon)
Lineage: Eukaryota; Metazoa; Chordata; Actinopteri; Salmoniformes; Salmonidae
Product: dnaJ homolog subfamily A member 1-like
Exons: 9
Coding region: 164-1360 (398 amino acids)
Biological process (GO): response to heat; protein refolding
Cellular component (GO): cytosol; cytoplasm
Molecular function (GO): ATP binding; Hsp70 protein binding
Source: RefSeq, a predicted model, not a curated record